AACAUGGAGUGGGUUCUUAAGAGUACACAGAUCCAUAGCGUAUUCAGCAAUCUUGGCUUUAUGCACGCUGGUGGAUAUCACGUAAAUGACAACUGUAACGCUGCCCUAGAAACUAUUUUACACAAUAUUUUAACUGAAGACAAGUAUCUACGGACAUACCGCAGGAGCAUCAAUUUCGGGCGAUUCAUAAAAAACGCCAUAAUACCUCUUUUGAUACACGCCAAGGAAGAUAAAACUAUAGAAUUACUAGUGAGAAUACUAGUCAAUUUGUCAAUACCCAUAGAGUGCUUGCUAUCAGUUGAAAUAACAUCACAAUCAGAUUUUGGUUUGCAUAUAGUAUUUGAAUUAAACCAGUUACUGACCGCCGCGAAAGCGGCUUUUACUGGUCCGCAAGCAACAAAAGUAGUUGUAGACUUUUUAAAGAAAAAUGUGGGUCCUGAUCAACAAAAAGUGUCACUGGAACGAUGUACAAAUAUAAGUAACAGUCUCUUGUUAUUAAGAAACAUACUGCAUAUACCAGAGGACUUUGAAAGUCCUAUUUCAGGCAACAAUGGAUCCGGUCACGCCGUGCAAAAUCAGAUUCUCUGGAACAUGUUUAGCCAAAACGUUGAUAAAGUACUGAUUAAGCUUAUGAUUAUACCGGAAGUGACUAAUUGGGGAGUGACAAUGGUACAACUUGUAGCACUGAUGUAUAAAAAUCAGCGUGUUGUUACAUUGCACAAACUUCUCAAUAUGUGGCUGGAGUCUUGUAAUUCUGAAAGUUCAGAAGACAAUGAAAGUAACACUUCCCCACUGGAUAGAGGCAGUGAAGAUUCGUCACCUAUGCUGACAUCAGAUUCGUCAGAUCCGGUUGGUUUCGAAAAAAGUAACGAUGGACCAAAUUCGGAGACCAACGGGUGGGGAAUUUCCGAAAACAAUACAAUGAAAGAUCAGAAUCAACAGUUUCAACAUCCGUUACCUAAUGACAAUGACAUUCACAUGAGGGAUCAAGACAUUCGAGACGCAUCGACUGGCGAUGAAAAUAUGAAAUCUGUUAAUGAAGAAAAAGUGGUGUCAGAAUAUGCACCAGCCGAAACAAGUAAUAAUCAACAACCAACAAAAGCUGAGAAGAAGGGAAAAGGGAAAUUACAUGAAAUCGAAAAUCAAGGGUCAAUUUCUACUUCAAGCAACGAUGACGAGAUAUCUUUAAAAAAACCAGUUCAUCAAAAACCUCACAAUCCUAAACAAAGAGUGAACACCAAGGCCCGGACUUCUAAUGUAACAACAUUAGAAGAGAGAAAGCGUAAAAAGAUAACUAAAAGGAGUAAAGCGAACAUCAUAAACGUACAAGGGCUCACUCAUAAGGCUCCAACAGAUGAUGACUUAUCCUAUGUACUUAAAGAAUUUACUGUUGACUUUUUACUCAAAGGUUACAACUCUUUGGUACAAACACUACAUAGUCAAAUCCUCACAAACGUAUUGUUAGAAAUCGAGACGUCCCAUUUUUUCUGGUUAGUGACUUAUUUUCUGAAGUUUGCUAUCCAAAUCGAGGUGGACUUAGAAGCAAUUUCCGGUGUAUUAUCAUUUGAUAUAGUAUCGUAUUUGACCGCUGAGGGUGUCAAUUUAUGUGAACAAUUUGAACUGGAUGUUAAGCUAGACAGAAAUGACUUGAAGCUAAGUAGCCGGCGUCUUCAUCUGGUUGUUACAGCCAUCAGAGAGUUGGUACAAGCUAUUGAAAUGUACAAAAAGUUUCCGCAUAUUAGUACCGGUGAUAAAGAUGCCCUUAUAACAUUACAAAACAAAAUGUGUGAAACCGAUGAAUUGAGGUCACUUUUAUUGCUUCUGUUACGUCACAAUAAUCCGAAAUACAACUCCAAGCAGUAUUUACAGGACCUCGUUGUAACAAACCACAUACUGCUGACGUUUUUGGAUGGCGCCAUGAAAAACCCAAACUACACCGGUUCUACCGACAUCGUAGAACACAUUAGACAGUUCGCGGCUCCUGAAAUAAUGUACCAAUACGCGCUAUUGCUAGAAGACUACGCGGUGAACGGGGAGUACGUGAACGACUGCGUGUUCACGAUCAUGCACCACGUGGGAGGGGAGUUGGACUGUUUGACCAGUUUAUAUCUACCCAAGAUAUUGAAGACGUUCACUUCUAUUUGUCAGUCUGAAUUUGAAGUUUGCGACGAUUGGUCUGAUUUAAUACAAUACGUGAUAAACACAUUCACAAGGAAUUCGCUGUCAACGAUAGUCAAUUUUAGAAUGGAUACAAAGAAAGAUCCCCAGCCUGCGGCCAAAGGGGGGAAGAAAAGGUCUCUACACAGCAGUGCGAGUCAGUCAACUAAAACAAGGUGGUCUGAACAUGAACAGUCCGCUUUAAAUUGGUAUUAUCUGCAAUGCAACAAUCAUCCAGAUGUCAUCGGCAAAAUAUUAAGAUGCCUUAAAGAACACGGCACAGUUAAGUCUAGAUAUUCUGUGAUCAGAGAAUUAUACAAGCGAAAUAUAAUAAACAAAGAGGAAUACGAAAAACUGUCUAAGUCUGAAGUUAAGGCCGAUAGGGGCGCUAAAAUGAAUAAAGAAAUAAGGUAUGUCGAGAUUGGAAAGCUUUGUGAGCAACUGCGACAAGACGGGAAAACGAAAUGUUUGGACUGGGUUCAACAAGUUUUACUUGAAACUUGUUACGCAAAAUUGCAAAUUGAGAAGAAGUACCGUAGCGAAUGCGGCACGACCGCGGGUCACACGGGUAUCGACCAGUUCAAGUUGUUUAAUCAAGGGUACAAUUCGCCAGUGAUGUCUCCUGUGUCCUAUCACGCUCUACUUCUUAAUCAGUCUGUGCCGCUGGUACCAUGGAAUUGUGAAAAAGCUACCAUGUGCAAGGAUUUAAAGUUUUUGCAACUGCUACAUAAAUUGGGGUUUCAAAUGCCGGUUGACACCGGCAAAGUAUUCAUUAGGAUACCGCACGUCUGGACAGCUGAUAUCUUGUACGAAAUAGCUGGCAAAGUCGCUGUUAUUGACGCAACAAAACUAAAAUUCUCCAUCACCGAUAUAACUAGUAGCGGAUCUAAGAACGCUAAGCAGCGGUGCAACUCGCCGCUGUCGACGCCCACCAACGACGUCACAUCGACGAUCACCGCACCAGACAACUUCUAUCAGAUCCACAAACAGAAACACCUCGCUGCUAUUAUGAAUUUUACGCCUAGGCCAGGGUCGUCGUUCAACACGGAUGUUCAAAAUGAAAGCAAACUUAGUUGGCUGGCAGUAGUGCAACAGGCUCAAGAGCUUAAAUUGAUUUGUAACGUGGGAAGUGUCCUGGAAGACGUAGAGGAGCUAACACAGGCGAAGGUGCCGGCGGCGGUGCAGCGCGCGGCGUCCGCGCCCGUCCUGCCAGCGGCGUCCGCGCCCGUCCUGCAAGAGGAGCGCUCGGAGUUGGAGGACAACAACAGCGACAGCGAAGCUGCAUCGAUUGCAUCAGACCUAACCCGCAUGUACGUUUCGGACGAAGAGGAAAAAUUGGAGACUGCGCUUCGGCCUAGCGUCACAGCGAACACCGUCGGCGAUGGCGAGACCGGCCGCGCAGACCGCCCGCUCCACCGGCGAGUGAUCCGGGGUCGACGCUCCAACAUUCUGAAAAAAGCCUAA
Molecule: messenger RNA, 3621 nt
Organism: Cydia splendana
Lineage: Eukaryota; Metazoa; Arthropoda; Insecta; Lepidoptera; Tortricidae
Product: protein timeless-like
Exons: 16
Coding region: 4-3621 (1205 amino acids)
Biological process (GO): entrainment of circadian clock; DNA replication checkpoint signaling; DNA repair
Cellular component (GO): replication fork protection complex
Molecular function (GO): DNA binding
Source: RefSeq, a predicted model, not a curated record